UCUUAGUCUCAGACACACGCACUCCUCCAAAUCAGCUAAGAUGUUCCGCUACAUGCUUGUUGCCUCCGCCUUCUUGGCCUGCGCCUACGCCGCUGCCACCUACAACCAGGAUGCUGGUGCCUACAUCACUAAGAGUGAUGCUGAUAUCACACCCGAGGGCAACUACAACUAUGCCUACGAGACCAGCAACGGAAUCGCCGCCCAGGAGUCCGGAAUCGGAGGAAACCACGCCACAGGAGGCUACUCGUAUUACUCGCCGGAGGGAGAGCUCGUCCAGAUCUCGUACGUGGCCGAUGAGAACGGCUACCAGCCCCAGGGAGCCCUCCUGCCCACUCCUCCCCCGAUCCCAGCUGCCAUCCUGAGGAGUCUGGAGUACAUCCGCACCCGUCCUCAAACCGUGAUCCAGGACGGCAGGAUAGGCACGAGGAGAACAAUCUACGGUUAAGCAGUUUCGCAAGUCUGAUGUGAUAAUCUAUAAAUGCUUAUAACAAUUUGUAAAAAUAUAAUUGUGGAUUUAAAAAAAAGAUGUAGAUUUCAAGAAAA
Molecule: messenger RNA, 543 nt
Organism: Drosophila rhopaloa
Lineage: Eukaryota; Metazoa; Arthropoda; Insecta; Diptera; Drosophilidae
Product: pupal cuticle protein Edg-78E-like
Exons: 2
Coding region: 41-445 (134 amino acids)
Cellular component (GO): chitin-based extracellular matrix
Molecular function (GO): structural constituent of chitin-based larval cuticle
Source: RefSeq, a predicted model, not a curated record